Parus major (Great Tit) is the source of this 10727-nucleotide messenger RNA. It is a transcript of the gene SPPL2B, whose product is annotated as signal peptide peptidase like 2B. The record is from RefSeq and is a predicted model, not a curated record. Gene Ontology annotation, cellular component: lysosomal membrane; cytoplasmic side of endoplasmic reticulum membrane; Golgi-associated vesicle membrane. NCBI's taxonomy places the organism in Eukaryota, Metazoa, Chordata, Aves, Passeriformes, Paridae. Gene Ontology annotation, biological process: membrane protein proteolysis. Gene Ontology annotation, molecular function: aspartic endopeptidase activity, intramembrane cleaving. Bases 75 to 1868 code for a protein of 597 amino acids. The transcript is spliced from 15 exons.
UCUGAGUAGCCGGUGCGGAAGGGUCCGGCCCGGCCCAGGUCGGAACAAAGCGUCGGCGACGCAGCAGGCCCAGCAUGGCGGCGCGGCCGGCCCGGCUCCGCCUGUGGAUGCUCCUGCAUCUGCUGCCGCAGGUGUACUGUGAGUAUGGGAUGGUACACGUCCUUUCAGAGAAGGGGAGCAACAAAGGAAAAGACUACUGCAUUCUCUUCAACUCUCAGUGGGCCCAUUUGCCACAUGAUCUGGGUAAAGCUUCACUCUUGCAACUGCAGGAUCAGACAGCAUCUGUUCUGUGUUCUCCUUCUGAUGUACCUGAUGGGGGAUUUAAUAAUCAAAUACCCAUGGUGAUGCGAGGAAAUUGCACCUUCUAUGAAAAAGUGAGGCUUGCUCAGAUAAAUGGAGCUCGUGGUCUGCUGAUUGUUAGUAGAGAGAGACUGGUUCCUCCUGGAGGUAAUAGGAGUCAGUACGAAGAGAUUGAUAUUCCUGUGGCUCUGCUUAGCUAUACUGAUAUGUUAGAUAUUGGCAAGAGUUUUGGCAGCUCAGUGAAAGGAGCAAUGUAUGCACCAAAUGAGCCUGUGCUGGACUAUAACAUGGUGAUAAUCUUUGUCAUGGCCGUGGGGACUGUUGCAAUUGGAGGCUACUGGGCAGGAAGCAGAGAUGUGAAAAAGAGGUACAUGAAGCACAAGCGUGAUGAUGGGGCGGAGAAACACGAUGAUGAAACAGUGGAUGUAACUCCCAUAAUGAUCUGUGUGUUUGUAGUGAUGUGCUGCUCAAUGCUCGUCCUCCUUUAUUUCUUCUAUGACCACUUAGUCUAUGUUAUAAUAGGAAUAUUCUGCCUGGCUGCCUCGAUUGGUCUUUACAGUUGUCUGUCUCCCUUUGUAAGAAGAUUCCCCUUGGGAAAGUGUAGAAUCCCAGACAACAACUUGCCUUAUUUUCAUAAGCGUCCCCAGGUCCGGAUGUUGCUCUUGGCAGUAUUUUGUAUCUCUGUCAGUGUAGUCUGGGGAAUCUUCAGAAAUGAAGAUCAGUGGGCCUGGGUUCUGCAAGACGCUUUAGGAAUUGCUUUCUGUCUUUACAUGUUGAAAACAAUUCGCCUGCCUACAUUUAAGGGUUGUACCUUACUCCUCCUGGUUCUUUUUGUGUAUGAUGUAUUCUUUGUAUUUAUCACACCUUUUCUAACAAAGACUGGGGAGAGUAUAAUGGUGGAGGUGGCUGCGGGCCCAUCUGAUUCUGCCACUCAUGAAAAGCUCCCAAUGGUCCUGAAGGUUCCACGGCUGAAUUCCUCACCAUUGGCUCUAUGUGACAGGCCUUUUUCUCUCCUAGGAUUCGGAGACAUUUUAGUUCCAGGCUUACUGGUAGCCUAUUGCCAUAGAUUUGAUAUUCAGGUGCAGUCAUCCAGAGUCUAUUUUGUAGCCUGCACAAUAGCUUAUGGCAUAGGCCUUCUUGUGACCUUUGUUGCCUUGGCACUGAUGCAGAUGGGGCAGCCUGCUCUCCUCUACCUGGUGCCCUGUACUCUCCUCACCAGCUUCGUGGUGGCCCUUUGGAGAAGGGAGCUUGCCAUGUUCUGGACGGGCAGCGGCUUUGCGAAAGACCUACCUCAGCCUCCUGUGGUGAUAGCUCCAGUCAACUGCCCUCAGCUUCCCAAAGACAGCAGUGUACCAUCCUCUCAACAAGACACAGAACAAAUGACCAAUCCCACCCUCCACGUGAAGGAGCUGCACAGCUCCGCCUCGACUGAAGAAGGAUUGGCUGAUACCAGCACAAAGACAGAUCAGUCAGAAAUCUCUGUUGCCCACAGUGAGGAACCAACUGCUCAGAAUAAGGAUGACCUUGAAAACAAAUGCCUAAAUGCAGAACAAAACCAGUUGGAAUAAGUGAUGUGAUUAAGAACUCCUUCUUUCCCUCACAAACAUAUCUAUAUAAAACCAGUAUGUAUUCAGGACUGAUUUAGUAGGGUUUGCUUUCUUUGAGGAACCUCAGUAGGAGUCUGAUCAUCAAAUCCAACAAGGAAUGUUCUGUCUCCAGCUUUGGUACAGCUAUAUACUUUAAAACAUCUUUCUGAAAUAUGGUGCUCUCCAGGAGUUCUGACGUGUGGGUUUCAAUGAUCACUGUUAGUGAAUGCCUUUGACCAUUUGUUCCAUUUGCAUUAUAGCAGGGUAGCAUCAAGAGUCUGUUUACUCAGUACUUGGUGCUUGUGUGGCUGUUAUGCUGCUUUACCAUGGUGUAGGUUACACAGAGGAAGAGCAUUGAAUGAGUCUGCUACAAUGCUUACUUGAGAGAAACACUGUCUCUUUUUAUUUUUUUUUGCCACUUUCCCUAUUGUCCCCAUUUACUUCUCCUGACUUGUCAAAGCCAUUGACAUAAUGGAAUGCAUUAUUAUAAACUGACAUUCAGAAAAUGCAGAGAAUGGUUAAAUUAUCAUUACUCCAAAAGGCUUUAUGCUACCAUGGUGCAUUAAAUGCAUCUCUUAACUUUUGUCUUUGUUUUUACUUCUAGGUACCUGGGCUACUAGUCUAGUUUAAAAGGCAGGGUGAGUAGAGCUCCAGGAAGCUUUCUAGGCAUUCAUGUGAACUCUAAGGGCUCUGAUAAUAAGCAAGGUUGGUCACUGCCUGGAAGCAAAUGCAUAUUAGGAAUGUUUAGAAAUAAUAUAUAAGCCAAAUAGGUUAAAAAAAAAUUAGGUAGUAGCACUAUACUAAGCUUAACAGGCAGAUAAAUGUUAAAGGCAGGAAAAUGUUAAACCGCAAAUGUUCGUAUGUUUGGGGCUUUGAGCUUCUAUUUGUUGUUCAUUCAAGGAAUAUAGUUGUGAUUUCUGAUUCUGAAGAAAAUAGUUUGUUUUUUUGUUUCCAAUGGAGCACAUGUGAUGCUAGAGACAGUUGUGAUUUAAAAGCUACUUGCUGCUCAGUAACUUACCAACUGCCUAAGUCAUGUUUUGUCUUUUUCUCAAGAGCAGCCAAAGCAUCGUCUGUCAGGUUCUGGAAUGAGCCUGGGAGCUCAACUGUUAUUUUGCAUCUCUUGCUACAUUGUGAAGGAAUUUGUGAAUUUAAAAAAUUUUGAGUGCAGCUGGUCUUACUUCAGAUUCCUGAAAUUGUGUGUUUUCCUGUAUAACCCAAUUGAGUCUUUUAUGCAUCAGCUUUUGUACCUGGAAAGAUGAUGGGAUUUGCGUAUUACUUGUCCAUCUAAGUAUAUUCAGCUUUAUCAGAGGAGUAUGUUCUGCACUUCAGCUGCAGUUACAGAAAGCCUCAAACUCUUCACAUGAAAACUGAAAUAGAAAAUUGAAGUAUUAUUGGAUCCUUGGAUAUGAUUCCAGAUUGCAUGGAAGAAAUACUCUUGAGUAUUUGUGAGCCCAAAAUGUCAUUUACAAAAGCAUUGUUGCAGUGAUGCAAUUAGAGGCAUUACUGUUAAAUUGAGAGUCUCCAGUUGGCAUGUUGAAUUGAAGUUGAAGGGCUCUCUUUUCAAGACUGUCUGUUAAAUAUCAGCCAUUGUAUUUUUGGCUAGGUCUUCCAAAAAUUUGCCUUGUGCUUUUUGGAUGAAAGCUUCUGUGGGCAGUGUGGGCAUUCUUUCUCUAGAAUGUGAGCAGCUUUAUCUAAAACCACACUCUGGCUUCAGACUUUCACCAGCUCCUGCUUAGAGCGUUGAACCUUGUCUGAUAGGAUGAUUUAUUAAGUUUUUUGGAAGGCUCCCUGAGUCCAGUGGCCAACACUACAUUUAAUUUACAAAUUGCCCUAAUGGAAGAUAUUGCAAGAGUGAUCUGGUUUUUUGUCUCCUCUUUAAUGGACCGUUUCUUUGGCCAGAAGUAACCUGAGCCGGUUAUUACUAAUAAAAAGCGACAGAAACAUUUUACUGAAAACUUCAGUCAGCUGGAUUAUGCCUUAAGUCAUUGUGUAAGUAUGGUUAUUAAAUUAAGAAAACAAUCUUGUCUUUAAAUAAUUAACUUGACAAAUAGCAAGGUAAGUUGGAGACUGAUUCAAGUUCUAUUGGUUUUUGCCUUGAUCAUCUCUUAGUCAGAAUGUUGUUUGGAGUAGCUUUCUACAUUUAAAAGCUAUUAGCUUUCUGAUGACGAAGCAUUAGGUAUUUAUCAUCUUCUUGAAAGUGUACUUUUGCAUUUGUUCUCCUGUGUGGUUAGGAAACCGUUUGUUUCUCAGAUUGUUCAUAGCUCAGUUGAAACAGAAGAACUGGUCAUGGUGAACUAGGCAUUUCACAAUUGCAUUCUGGACAGAUCUGCUUCAUCUCAACUUUUGGGGAAUUUCCAUCUAUUUUUAAAUGUAACUUUUUUCUCUCCCAAACCACAAAGAAUGCAGGAAAAAAAAACCAAAAAAAACCAAUAGCUUCUCAGUGCUGUUGUUCUCCAGUUAAAGCAUGUGAAGUGGAGAAAUUACAGAUUUUGACUAUCUCAGUACUGUACAAAUCAGGUGAGCCUGGUGUUCCAGUUUGGCUGUGACUGUUCAGACCCUGAUCCUGUGCAGUUCAAUUGCUUCCAUCAAAAACCAAGGCUGUAUUUCUUUUGUUUUAAAAAUCUCCCUGAUCAGCUUAAUUUAAAACUUAAUGUUGUAUAGGAGAACAUGCAUAUCAGUUCAGUGUGACUGACUAAUUUUAUUUGAUGAUUUCAGAUACACAUUCCACACCAAACUUGAGUAUGAAUAAUUAAAGUAAUGAAAGUAAUACUAAUGUUAAAAAUAAUGUUGAUAGGUUCCUUGUUUAUGUCUUUCGCAUACUAAGCCUUGUCUGUCUAGAAAUUCAGUAAGAGUUCUGUUCCUGAGAAUUUGUAUGUGUUCAGGAGAAGCAUUUAUUUUAGUCAAAAAAAAACCCGAACUAACACAAAACCCCCAACAACGACCAACACCACUAAAACAAAAAUCCAUUUGAGAAAAUUUGACUCUUUGGAUCACAAUAAUGAGAAUCAGAUUCAUUCCUCAAGUGUUUGUUUUGGUCUAUUCCCUCCUGAAGGAGGAUUACCCAAAUGCAACUGAAGGUAGAGUGGAAUAUGAAAGACUUUACUGAGGGUGACAAGAAAAAAGUAUCCUAAUUCCUCUUUAAAUUUCACAGAUUUUAUUUUUCUGGUUAAAAUGAAGAGCAUUUUAAAUGAAAUAUAUAAAAAAGAAACACAAAAUAAUAGAUUUGAAAAUAUAUUCUGUUUUUUACCAGUAGCACUAAUAAAAAUGCAUCUACAUAUAUAAGAAUCACCCUUGUGAAAAUAUUAAAUGUUUUCUCUAAACGUGGACAGAUGCCAGACAACAGAAAAUCUGCAGCACAGCCUAUUUUCCAAAAGGUUUAUUAACAUGUUUCAUAGAAAACUUUAUUUAGAAAACUGUUUGUUUCCAAAUUGCUUUAACAUUUUCCAUGGUCUUGCAUAAUUGCUCAAGCUUUUCCUUCAGAGGAUACUCUUUCCUUCCAGUACCCCUCAGUACGGCUAUUGUUAAGAAUAUCUUGACAGAAUUUUUCACCCAUACACACUGCAGUGUUUCAGCUUGGUUUUUGCAUUCCUGAUGUGUUGUUCCAACUGGGAAUAGACCAUCAUUACCAUUGUAGUGCCUGUUGACUUCUGAGUAUGCUGGAAACUGGUGCUGGCUGUGGAGCCAGACAGAACCCAGAGAGUACUCUGUAUUGAAAUAACAGCAUUGUGAGCUUACAUACUAUGACUGUAGUCAUUAAUGAAUCAGUCUGCCUUGGGGAAAUGCUGUGGAUUUACCUGCAGCUCUUUAAAAAAAACAGUACUGGAUGCUUGAGAACAGUGUUGCCUUGAAGUUAAAGCUCACAUGUGCUGUUUUAGUGCAAGUACUUUUGUUCUUGUCUUUAGCCCCGUGGCUCUCUGUGUUUAUGGUUUGUUGCACUACACAGGAUGUAAGGCACAUGAUACUUCUUUUUAAGAGCAGCUUCAUUGACUGGCUAUGAACAAACCAGAGUAUUCUGUACAUGCUUUCAGCAUUUGGGGUGUUACUUUUAGUACUGAGGGCUGAAUAUGCUGGCCAAGCAGCAGUGUAUACAACUAAUGAUUAUCAGCACUUGGCAUGUAGCACAUUGACAAAAAAUGUGAAAUACAGACAGUAGAUCCAAAUACUCAUCCAAAGCCUGCAGAGAUGGUGCUUUUUUCCAUGACAAAUACAAUCUGAUGUUUUAAAACAUCAGAGAUUAUAGUAUGGUUAUAUAUAUUAUUAUAUAAUAUUAUAUAGUAUUAUAGUACCAUAUAUAAUAAUAUAUAUAUAUAUAUAUAUAUAUAUAUAAAACUAAUAUAGCCCUAUUAUAGUAGGGCUGUGUCUUCAGGUAAAUGAGGACAGGAACUACAGUCAGAGGUCCAGGAAACAUCAUCAGCAAGGAACAAUGAAUCUUUAGGUAUUUUAAUCUCGCGUGUGGUUUCCUGGCUGGGGCAGGACGUGAAGAACGGAGCUGCACUAACAGUUUUCCAGUUUAUGUAUUUGCCAGUGGUGCUGGGUAGGGUGGAGAGAGGGAGGAAAAAACUGAAGAUGACUCAGAAAGCAUGAGAAGAAAUUGAACAAGAAAGGCAGUGGAAGAGUUUACUCCAAAGAGAAGACCUAAGAGCAUGAUAAAUAUCCAAAAAUCUGAAAUGCUUCUGCAAAUUGGGAAAAAAAAUUGUCAUUUUCAAGUAGGGAUGACAUUAGAAUUAAUAGAUUAAAAUUACAAUAAGGAAAUUUUGGCACUGAUGGUAGGAAAAAUCUAGAAGUAGCUGACACGUGAAAGGUUCAGUGAAUCAGGGCAAUGCCUAGUGCAUGAGCUGCUUUGGUUCUGCAAGGAGAGAAUUGAACCACACCAACCAGAUUAAUUUCAUACCACUGGCAGUUGGGGCCAGCCAAGAAGCCCUGGCCUACCUGCCCAGAUAUAGCCUGAGCAUCAGGAUUCCUGGGUUUAAUGAUGUUAUGGCAUGAACUUUAUCCCAGAGUACUCAAUUUCUAUAUCAUGGAUCUGUCAGAGUGUUCUGUAACUGCUGUGAUGGACAGUUCAGCUCUUGUGAGACAAAGACUGUUUUCUGCUACUUUAAAUCCUCUGGAAAGAAACCACAUCAAUUUUAGUCUUUUUUGUCUUUGUUUAAUUGCUUCUGGCAUCCUGGAACAUUUUCAAAACAAGAGAGCUUUGUGUGCAGAAGGUUUGUUUAGGCUGUGGUAUAAAAGAACUUUGUUUUCACUGAUCCUCUCUAUCAUCUCUAUUUAUCAUUUAUGUGCUCUUCUGUGAGGGUUCCAACUUUUUCAGUUUUGCAGUUAAAUAUUCAAAGUAUAUGGAGUAAAGAUGACAUUUUGCCAUCUGUAGAUUAGUGAUAGGUAAUGAAUAAUGUGUUUAAAUUGGAUUCUCUUGAAUUGGGAACAAGUAUACUGUACAAAAUCAUCUAUAAUUUCAGGAACUAAAACUUCAUGUGACUUAACUUCAUGUGAUGCAGGGGCUCAGGAUUGGUUCUGUUUCCCAGAAGCUGUUGGUGAGUCCAGCAUCCAGGAGUUAUGGGUACACAUGCUCCUAGGGUUAUUUGGAGCCACCUUCCUUAGGUGAAGGUGGCAUUGCAGUUUAUCCAAUUUUCUCAUAAUAUUUUUCUGUAUGUCAGCAUGCAAGUUUAGCUCCAGAUGGCAAACUUCAUCCAGGUGUUUGCCUCUGAGAAAUUCUGAGAUGAUCUGCAAGCUAGGGUUUUUUUUGGUUGAGAACUGCUUCCUACUGAUAGACGUGCACUGUAUGUUGUGAACUGACUUUGGUUCAUGUAAAUAUUGGUCAGCUGCAAAUAUGCAGAGACAUGGUUUCAAAGUAAACUAGCUCAUCACCAGCUCAUGCCCCAUCCCUGGAAGUUCAAGGCUAGGCUGGAUGUAGCCCUGAGCAACCUGAAUCUAGUGCAGGGGCUGGAAUGAGGUGAUCUUAAAGGUCCCUUCCAACCCAAACCAUUUUGUGAUUCUGAGAUUCUUUCAUAACUUUAAAAAAUGGUGGCUUGGGCUGGUAGGAGCCCUGCAGUAGCAGACAGCCAGCACCUCAAAGCAGUGCUGAAAGAUGUCCAGCCCUGAGAAUGUGGCACUUGGCAUGUGCAGCAACACCCUGUUCCAUCGGUGCACUGAGGCCAGUGAGGUUUCCCAGAGCCCGACCUUUGGGGGUGGGGUUGCACACUAGAGUUGUAUCUGAUGUUGUUUCCAAUAGAGUAACUUCUUCCUUAAGUCUGAGGUUUGGAAUGGAUAGAAAUAGCUCUUCAUCUGAAACAUGUAUCUGUAGUCAGUACAUGGCCACAAACCUGGCUCUGCUCCAUGUUGAUCCAAGCCUUGAACGUGGUGGAUGGUGGGAAGAUGGUGAUGUUUGGGGAGGAGCACAGUCCUUUACGUGCAUUCCCCAGCAAGGAACCAGAAGAGAGUGUUAUUCUUCUGCUCUGACUGAAGUUGUUCUGAUUUAUGUUGAACAAAAACUUUAAAACAGUGAUUCAGUUUUAGUUUGACAACAUAUAAAACAACUCAGAGUGGCAUAGUUUAAUUUGGUUUGGGUCAUAAUUUACUUCCUUCAUAAUCAGUAGUGAAGACUUCAAAAUAUGUAUAUCAGAGAUGGUACAGCAGACCCAAAAUUGGCAGCAAGGCUGUGUUGGAAACAGGCUGAUUGCUCUGAUAGCUAAUUAGUGCAGUGGUCCACCUCUGCUGGGGUGAGCAUGUCACCAGUUUGUCUUCAACUCGUGCUUUGCCACUUGUGUCCUCCAGUGACCUUUUGACUCUCAAACUCUCCUAGAGAGUCCCACAGCCAGCACUCGUUGUGGGAGAGCAAGAAGGAAUCUCAGUGCACCCCUGGUGCUGCAUGAAAAGCAUGAAACGGAAUUGACCACUGUGCUCAGCCUGGGGCCUGGGCCACGUGCUGUGUUCCUCAUGGGGCUGAACACAUGAGACCUCUUCCGUCCUAAAGCCACUGAUAGGAACUAUGAGCUCUAGUACUUUCAGCCUAGCCACACAGGAAAGCAAAACCUGAGAAAAAUCUGAAUUUACACCCCUGCCCAUGGGUGCUUUGCUCAUUGCUGAUGCUCGUUGCUCGUGUUCCUUCAAGGCUGGAGGAACUGGGGUCUGAUAACCUGCCAUUAACCCAUGAGCCCCCUGUGACUGACCCCUGCUAGUGUUACUUUAAUAAAACUGAAUCAGAAAUGCUUUAGGUGUGGAUUGGUGGGAGGCUGGAAGCAAAAAUUUCAAGCAGUAUAAAGAUGAUUUACAAGAUAAGACCCAUUUGCUUUAUGCUUGUUUCUUGGAUGCUUGACAGUAGCUGCUUUUAGAGAAGUUGAUCCUUGGAGAUAACAUUAUCAGUAGAACAGUCUUAAAUGUCUGGUGUCUUUGUGGAAGGACUUUAUAAUGGUGUUCAAAUAGUAGUAUGUAGGAUAGUGUUAUGAAGAGUGCAAACGAAAAGAUUGUUAGUCUUAACACUUGCAAAUGCAUCUGUUUACCUCUGCAUAUGUAUGCAUGAAGAAUAAACUUUAUGCUCAUUUCAGGUACUGAAGGAAAGAUUUUCUCUUGAUACAAUGUAUUAUAUGUUUUUGCCAUUUUAAGAUCUUCUAUGCAGUUUGGCCCCUUAGUAAAUUUUUUUAAAAAUUAGAAAAAAACCCACACUAUAAAAUAGCCCCUUCAAAAAAAGAACAGCUAAGAAAGUUAGCCAGUGUAGGAGACUGGUAUGAAAACUUGCUUGGAGCAUUUUUCCUGGAAAAAAAAUUUCAAAGAAGCUAUGGAAAUGAAGUACAGAUGAGACAAAAAGAAUGAGGAAUUUAGUUCUCCAUAAGGAUGUAGUCAGUGAUGCUGAUAAAAUUAAUGUCCUUCCCUGAGUCCCUGGUUCCUAUCUUGUAUUUCAUUUACUUUGUUAGCCAGUCUGUCAGUGGCAUACACCACGUGUAUCAUUUCCACAGCUGUAGCUGAUUGUGGGGUUGUCAAUUCCCUAUGGGAAGAGGGUCCCUCCCCUCACACAGGCUAUUACUUGAUGACUUGCAAAAUUGUGCAUAUUGCAUCAUAUCUGCAAGGACAGAUAAAUCAGUAAUUCUGUGACUUUUGUCUAUGAUACAAGUAUCUUCUGUCUAUGGUACAAGAUAUUUUUUCUGCUGUUAUUGUUUGCAAGUAGUAACAAAGAACUGACUGUGUCACCUUAUGGAUCCCUUCCUGUGCCGACACUAGGAGAGAGCCAUUGCAAAGACCAAGGGAAAAAGCGAGUUUGUUUCCAAGUAGUAAAAACCAUUUUUGUCAAACAUUUCUAUUUUUCUGAAACUGUAGGUCUUACCUUAGUACAUGCAUCAGAUUUUCAGUUCAGUCUGGGUGGCCCUUUCCCACCCUAUAUCUGUAUGGAUCUUUAUGGUUUUGAUUCCAGCCUUCCUUCUGGCUGAGUUACAGCCUUGUAUCCAAUUGCACAGCACAUCAUAAUAUAUAUUUUUUUACAUGUAUAUACAUUGUAAUACAUAGGAUUUCCAGUUACCAGAUGUAGAUUAGCUUUCCUUCUGUAAUGUAACAUGGAAAAAGCCCUAUUUCAAAAUUAACAGUAAUGGCAGAAUCUUAAGACAAAGAGAUCAGAAAUAUUCCAAGGGUUUCUGCAGAAUUAAUUUUCUAUGGAAUACUGAAACCUCUUUCAGGCAUAUGUAGAUACAAUGAAAGAAAACAAACUUGAAAAUGACUGGUCAGCUAGUCAGAUUGCAGUAGUUUGUUUUUUUCCUCCUGUUUUGCUUUUAAAAAACAUUGGAAUUUCUUUUAGUCUGUUUUAGUUUAAAACUGUAUAAAUUUUCUAAAAGUGUCAAAUAAAGAUACUUAAUUUUUGAA